Messenger RNA from Caenorhabditis sp. 36 PRJEB53466, 1259 nucleotides. NCBI's taxonomy places the organism in Eukaryota, Metazoa, Nematoda, Chromadorea, Rhabditida, Rhabditidae. The record is from the annotation of a GenBank genome assembly.
AUGGAAAACGAAGGAGACCCGGAGCCCGCCGUUCCUGUUCAAGAAGAAAAAGAAAAUGAAGAAGAGGGAACUAUUACCGUUAGAGAAUUGGUUGAAUUGGAAGAGGCUGCCGAGGUUUUAUUCGCUGCUCAGGAUCCAGCCGUCUGUACGUUCCCAGAAGUGAGCGACCUUCCGAAUCUAUUUGAAAACGUUUAAAAAUUGCCGAUUACAGGGCUACAAGCCACGUCAAACUGUUUUCACGUGCCUCACGUGCACUCCUGCUCCACAGAUGGCCGGCGUCUGUUACGGAUGCUCUCUGCACUGUCACGAAGGACACGAGAUGGUCGAGUUGUAUACGAAGAGAAAGUUCCGGUGCGACUGUGGAAAUAGCAAGUUUGGAGACAAAAAGUGCACUCUUUACGAGGAGAAGGAUGCGGAUAACAUGUACAAUUUGUAUAAUCAUAAUUACCACGGAAAGUUUUGCACUUGUGAAGUCUUCUAUCCCGACGAUGAGUCGACAUUCGAGUUAUUCCAAUGCGAAAUAUGCGAGGAUUGGUUCCAUGAGAAUGUACGACUUUGGCAAUAGUCUUUCAAUAAGUCCUUCUUUUCAGCAUUUGAACUACAAACAAAUAAAUCUGGAAGAAGGUCCCAGUAGCUCCGAAGCAAUUUCUCAGGGAGAAAAGAAACCAGAGGCUUCUAUUGUAUGCUGGAAUUUUUUUACUCGAAAACAGUGUACUUUUUAGAUUUGUGUCUCGUGUGUCCGAAAGAUGCCAUUUGUCAUGCAAAUUCCAACUGGAACAGAGCCCUUUUGUCACUCGAAGCUCUCGGCGGAACAGAUUGCUUCUGUCGAUCCAGCAUCACUUGCAAUCGAGAAAUUCCGCUCCCGUCUGUGCAAAUGCACCGAAUGCAUUCGCGUCUAUGAGAGGGCCGACGUGGAAUUUCUUCUGGACGAUGAGGACGAUAUGGCCACGUUCGAGAGCGAGUCGAGAAGAAAGGUAGCAGAAAACAAAACGACUGAAGCAGAGGAAAUGCGGGAGAUUGUGAAGGAAGUGGGAAUGGAAGGAGCCAGGGUAUUCUUUGCAGGUUUGUAAAACCUUUAUUGGAUUUUAAAGAUAAAUAGAAGGAUAUUUGCAGGUCUAAAUGAUUUUAAACGUGAUCUGACAACGUUCAUUAGCACGGCUGGAAAAGACGGAAAAGCGAUUACUGCGGAACAAGUGACCACAUUCUUCGAUGCUCUGAAGGAAGACCGUUUGCAAAGAAAACGGCCACGAUACGAAUAA